This is a messenger RNA of Salvia miltiorrhiza (redroot sage), 1846 nucleotides long. RefSeq names its product type III polyketide synthase B-like. Bases 247 to 1407 code for a protein of 386 amino acids. The transcript has 2 exons. The record is from RefSeq and is a predicted model, not a curated record. Gene Ontology annotation, molecular function: acyltransferase activity, transferring groups other than amino-acyl groups. Gene Ontology annotation, biological process: polyketide biosynthetic process. NCBI's taxonomy places the organism in Eukaryota, Viridiplantae, Streptophyta, Magnoliopsida, Lamiales, Lamiaceae.
UUAUAGUUAUAUAUAUGGUGUGGAUGCCUCUUUAUGUUUCAAACCAAAUAUCCACCAAAAACCUGCUAAAACAGUCAUGCAGAUCUUGCACUUUAACUAAUCCAAUAUAAAAAUGAAAAAACAUCACAAAAUUAAAUUCAGUUUUGAUAUUGAUCAGCUCGAUGUUAGUGCUAUAUAUAUAUACAACGGUAGCCUCGUUGAUCCAAUGUGCAAGAAUCCAACUUAGAGAUUUGAAAGAAUUAAUCGAUGGGAAUCGGUGAAUUGUGUAAGAAAUUUGAUCCGAAAAAGGCAAUAAUUCUUGGUCUGGGCAAAGCCUUCCCUCACCAGCUCGUGCUCCAAGAUUUCUUGGUCGAUGCCUACUUCAAAAUCACCAACCGCCACGAUCCUGAUCUCAAGCAGAAGCUUGUCCGACUUUGCAAAACGACGUCGGUGAAGACAAGGUACGUUGUGAUGUCGGAGGAGAUCCUGGCCCGAUACCCCGAGCUGGCGAAGGAAGGGAUCCCGACGGUGACGCAGCGGCUCGACAUCUGCAACUCGGCGGUGACGGAGAUGGCGAUCGCCGCCUCCAGCUCUUGCAUCGAGAAAUGGGGCCGGCCGGCUUCGGACAUCACCCACUUGGUCUACGUCUCCUCGAGCGAGGCCCGUUUGCCAGGUGGCGAUCUCUACCUGGCAAAAGGGCUGGGCCUCAGGCCCGACACCCAGCGAGUCAUGCUCUACUUCUCGGGCUGCUCGGGCGGGGUGGCGGGCCUGAGGGUGGCCAAGGAUAUCGCGGAGAACAACCCGGGCAGCCGGGUGCUCCUAGCAACCUCCGAGACCACGAUCAUAGGCUAUCGGCCCCCUAAUGCCGAUAGGCCUUAUGACCUAGUCGGGGUUGCUCUGUUCGGAGAUGGAGCCGGAGCUGCCAUCAUCGGAACCAACCCUAGCAUCGGAACCGAGACGCCGUUGUUCGAGCUGCAUUCGUCGUUGCAGCGCUUCUUGCCCGACACCGAGAAGAUUAUUGACGGGAGAUUGACGGAGGAGGGGAUAAGUUUUAGGCUGGAUAGGGAGCUGCCUCAAAUUAUUGAGGAUAAUGUCCAAGGUUUUUGUGAUGAGUUAUGUGAGGGUAAAAUGGACUAUAAUAAAUUGUUUUGGGCCGUACACCCUGGGGGGCCCGCCAUCCUGAAUAGGAUGGAGAAAAAAUUGGCGCUGUUGCCGGAGAAGUUGGCCGCUAGUAGGAGGGCACUGGCCGAUUACGGCAAUGCUAGCAGCAACACAAUCGUGUACGUGUUGGAGUACGUUCUAGAGGAGGAGAAACGGCGCCUCGAGAUAGGCGGGGACGAAGAGGAAGGGGAGCAGUGGGGUUUGAUCUUGGCGUUCGGGCCGGGCAUCACCUUUGAAGGGAUUCUUGCUAGGAAUCUCACGGUGUGAAGUUGUGUGGAAAAAAAUAAAUUAAAGGGUGAUGAUUGAUCACUUGUUGAGAUGUAGCAAAGCUAUAUUUAACAUGGUGUGCAACAAACGUUGCUACACACAUGCAUGUUCUUUAUUUAUUUGUUUUACCAUAUACAAUCAAAUUACACACAAUAUACGAUUAAAUUACACACGAUAGAAUAUGAACGCGCGAAAAAAAAAUACAGAUCAUAAUAAUACAAGUAAAAUUUAGAGAUAUUUUUUCUGGAGAAUGUGAUUAAGGGCAUUUGCGCUUGUUGCCGUGAGUAGUCAAUGAAGCGUAGCACGGGCAGGCGUUGUAGUUGCCGUAGGUGCCCGGUGGCACGCAGCUACACCGGGCACAGCAAGUUCCGCAGGCCCUCUUGCACAGAUGGGGCCUGCUUGAUAGUUUGCAUCUUGUUGCACAAGCACUCUUACAAUC